Molecule: messenger RNA, 810 nt
Organism: Linum tenue
Lineage: Eukaryota; Viridiplantae; Streptophyta; Magnoliopsida; Malpighiales; Linaceae
Source: the annotation of a GenBank genome assembly
AUGGUCAAACGCCUCCGCCCCGAGGUAGCCACAUUCGUACAAAACGAGGAGAGGGACUUCGCCCUGUUGACCGCGGAACAGAUUGUGGAGGACGAGAACACGAUCCAACUCUACGAGUUGCUGCACGAGUCAUGCCAGGACAUCGUCAACAACCUCCCGUACAUCCGCCGCCGCCACAGGGACUGCCCCAACGAGGUCAGCAGAGCCGUCUCCGCGCUGGCGUUCGCCGCCUCGAGCUGCCCCGAUCUCCCGGAGCUUCAAACCAUUCGACACCUUUUCAUCGAGCGUUACGGCGAAGACUUGUUCGACAAGGCAUCGUCCCUGCGCGAGGGUUCGCAUAACCGUUUCUUUAACUUGGGGGUGGAGGAGAGGCUCGCGUUGAUGAGGCGUGCCGUCUCGGACGAUAUGAAGGUCAGAAAGGUUAGCGAGAUAAUCGGGGUGGAUGUUACCUGCGGGAGAAGUUACCGUCACCAUCAGGACGACGACGAGGAUGGUAGUUGUGGUGGGAGUAGCAUUGAAAAGGUUUGGAAGUCGCUGGAGAGGGUGAACGUGGGAAUGAAGAAGUCGUCGGCGAUUCCGAAAGCGAGCUCGAUGCCGCAGCUAGGGGGUUGGUGCCGGUCGGACAAGGAUCUGGAGACGACGGCGGCGACGUCGAUGAAGCGGAUAGCUUCGCUUCCGAGCAUGUUGCCGAGCCACGUUCAUCCUAAGCUGCCAGAUUGCGAUGAUUUGGAGGAGAAGUUCAGAGCUCUCAAGAUGGAGUAUAUGAAAGUGAAACGCAGCGUUGCGGAGCCAAUAUUGUACAUUGACUAA